CUGGGCAUCUACCUGGCUGCCCUCCUGGGAAAUGGCCUCAUCAUCACCGCCAUAGUCUGCGACCACCACCUCCACAGCCCCAUGUACUUCUUCCUCCUCAACCUCUCCCUCCUUGACCUGGGCUCCAUCUCCACCACUCUCCCCAAAGCCAUAGGCAAUUCCCUCUGGGACACCAGGGCCAUCUCCUUUGCAGGAUGUGCUGCUCAGCUCUUUCUGUUUGUCCUUUUCAUGUCAGCAGAGUUUUAUCUUCUCACCAUCAUGGCCUAUGACCGCUACAUUGCCAUCUGCAAACCCCUGCACUAUGGGACCCUCCUGGGCAGCAGAGCUUGUGUCCACAUGGCAGCAGCUGCCUGGGGCAGUAUUUUUUUCUAUGCUGUGCUGCACACAGCCAAUACAUUUUCAAUACCACUCUGCCAAGGCAAUGCUGUGGACCAGUUCUUUUGUGAAAUUCCACAGAUCCUCAAGCUCUCCUGCUCAGACGGCUACCUCAGCGAGGUUGGGUUUAUUGUUGUUACUGCUUGUUUCAGUUUUGGGUGUUUUGUUUUCAUCGUGCUGUCCUAUGUGCAGAUCUUGAGGGCCGUGCUGAGGAUCCCCUCUGAGCAGGGACGGCACAAACCCUUUUCCACAUGCCUCCCUCACCUAGCUGUGGUCUCCCUGUUCCUCAGCACUGGCAUAUUUGCCUACCUGAAGCCCCCCUCCAUCUCUUCCCCAUCCCUCGACCUGUUGGUGUCAUUUCUGUACUCGGUGAUGCCUCCAGCAGUGAACCCCCUCAUCUACAGCAUGAGGAACGUGGAGCUGAAGGAGGCCCUAAGGAAACUGAUGCAAUGGACAUUGCUCCAUCAACAAUAA
Messenger RNA from Gavia stellata (red-throated loon), 849 nucleotides. RefSeq names its product olfactory receptor 14C36-like. The transcript has a single exon. Lineage: Eukaryota; Metazoa; Chordata; Aves; Gaviiformes; Gaviidae. The annotation marks the transcript as partial. Gene Ontology annotation, cellular component: membrane. Gene Ontology annotation, biological process: G protein-coupled receptor signaling pathway. The record is from RefSeq and is a predicted model, not a curated record. Gene Ontology annotation, molecular function: olfactory receptor activity; G protein-coupled receptor activity.